This is a messenger RNA of Belonocnema kinseyi, 5531 nucleotides long. Its product is annotated as RE1-silencing transcription factor B-like. NCBI's taxonomy places the organism in Eukaryota, Metazoa, Arthropoda, Insecta, Hymenoptera, Cynipidae. Gene Ontology annotation, biological process: regulation of transcription by RNA polymerase II. Gene Ontology annotation, cellular component: chromosome. Bases 195 to 1604 code for a protein of 469 amino acids. The record is from RefSeq and is a predicted model, not a curated record. The transcript is spliced from 6 exons. Gene Ontology annotation, molecular function: chromatin insulator sequence binding.
AGAGUAAUUCAACAAUUUGAAAAAUUGAUGUUUUAUUUGACAAAAAUAUAUUAAUUUUUAGAGUUAUAAAACUGAACAGAUGAACGUGCCACGUAUUUGCCUACAUAGAUUUUCUUUUUACAAGUUUUGAAAGGUUUGGUUGGCUGUGUUUGGUUGAGGGGCAGAUUUUGAGGAAUUCUGCGUCUUCUUUUUAGAUGGAAUAUGGGAUCUGGGGUCUGCACGCCGCGGGCGGACUUUGGGGCGAUCCGCGGCUCGCCGGAAGACAUCCUAUCCUUCCGCCGGGAGCGACGCAAAUGGUACCAAGAGCAGCUUUUGCUCUGAGUGCCCUUCAACGAUCUUCUGACAUGAUACCACUUCCUUUGACUGCCAUUGGUCCGCCUUAUGGGGCUAUGGAGUUAAUUUCGAAACCGUCCGAAGACUCCGAGGAAUCUGACAAAGCCUCCAGGGAUCAAGCCUCACGUAAAUCAGAAGACAACGAAAGCAGCAUCGAAAAAGAUGAGGACGAAAAUGACAAUCAGACGGGAGUUACGACAAUGAACAACGAAAACGAAGAUGCAGAGGAGGAUAGUGACGAUAGAAGUACAACUAGCAGUUCGCAUCGAUCAGCCAAUAAUAAUUUGUCCUCAAAAUCACCGGAUCCCAUUUCCUACCUGAUGCUUGAUAAGGAUGAUACUGUGACACCUGUAUUAAAUGGCUGGGUUUUGGGUGCUUAUACAGCAAUGUUGGGAAGACUUUCGGCUGCAACCGCGGCUCUCGAAGCCACCGAAAUACCUAACAUCCUCUCUGACAGUGAUUCAGACAGUGACCACUCUUCUUACACUGAAAAGUCUGGUAAGAGCAGUCCAGACCAAGGAGCGCAUCGUGGAUAUUCCUGUAGGUCUUGCGACGUUGUUGCACCUUCGAGACCAGCCUUGAGAAAACACAUCUUACAGAGUCAUCCCUUCUUGGCGAAAAGUGACUCAGGUGAAAUGAAAAAAUGCCCUUCUUCCGGUUGUGACUUUACCACGACAAGUAGAUGCGAAUUUGAAACUCAUGUGGCGAACCACGUGACACAGGGCGUCACACCCACGGGGAAAAAACGCACCCUGGCACUCCAACGCGUCAGGUAUAGAUACGAGAGAGAGGAGUAUCGAUGUUCUUUGUGCUCAUAUGCUUGUACGAUUGAGAAGGCUUUCCAGAGACACUUAAGGGCACACGCGAAAGGAUCAGCACCGGAAACGAGGGUGAGCUGUGCUGUCUGUGGAGCUGACAGAUCCUCGGAAGUUGACCUAAGCAAACACAUGAGAAGGCAUCGUGAUGAUAGAUACUUCUGCUGUGACAUUUGCAUCUUCCGCACGGUUCAGCUAAAAAAGUUAAUUCAACAUCGUCGGAUGCAUACCGGAGAGAAACCUCACUUGUGUCCACAUUGUGCUUACAGAAGUGCAAGACGUGAUAAUUUGCGAAGUCACGUGCGAAGGGUGCAUAAAAAGGAAAAUCUCUAUUGCGAUACGUUUAGUCCCAGAGGGAUGUUGAUUGCUCCAACGAUCAGGGAAGUUACAGCAGCAGUUGAGAUUCCUGUCUCAUCGCCUUCCUCGCCAUCUUCCAAUCCGGAAACGGCAAACUAGCGAAAAUCUAAUACCAGGUGAUCGUCCUCGCCGAAGGAGGAUUUCCGUCCGACGACUCCGUCGGAAAACAGUUUUACACGUCCUAAAUUUCGUCAAUAAGCGACCUAGGUGUUCCGUAGAACGGGAAGAACUUAUCAUUUCAAAUAUCUUAUUUUCUCAGUUGUUUGUGAUUAUCUCGAGAGCUGUUAGGACUAUCGGAAAAUUUUUGCGGAUGUUGGAUUUAGCGUUAAGAAACGCAUUGAAAUCAUGUCUCAUAUGUUUAAAAAAUAUCUGCUUAUUUUAUACAAUUAUUUCAAAAAUUAACAAAAAAAUUAGGAUGAAAGUAUAUUUUCAAGAAGAACCGGUGAAAAACGAAUGGAGGCCAGAUUCAAAUUUAGCGCAAAAAAUGACUUCGGAAAUUAUGCAUUUUAUUCAACAGAUGCAUAUGUGACAGGUUAUUAAUCAAUUUUAUUGCGGAAUUGGGCACUUGGCAAUUUCUAUAUUGAAAAGAAGAUACUUUUAAACCAUUCGAGAAAUAAUUUUAAAUCUAAAUCUCAUAAUCUCAAGUUUAAAAGAAUUUAGGUGAUCCCAGCUUCGUGAAAAAGCUUAAAAAAUUAAAAAUGUUUUAUUUCAUUUUUCACUGAAUUUAUUGUACUCACAUAAUUGUUUUUCGCUUAUCGUAUUUUUCAGAAAUUCUCCUAUUUUUUAAAUUUAAUCUCAAUGGUGUUCUUCCCACAGAUAGCAUAACAUUUAAUCAGUUUAUAUGGUAUGCAUGCACAUGUCGAUAAUUUAUUAUAAAUCUUUGAUUCUAACGAGAUCUUAUAUUAUAUAUUAUUAUCAUUAAGGCAGUUGAUUACGAAUCAAGAACUGACCGAUUAAUCACGUCUCGUCGUGCUAGAAUCGUAGACUGGAUUAAAGAGGAAGACUGAAACGAAGAGAGAAACUCUUAAACAUGACUUUUCCAACUCUUCGAGGCUUUUAUGAUUAGUAAUAACGUUGGUUACGAAGACUACGAUUCUGCCAGAGCACCCGGCUGCGAGAAAGAAUAACAAUUUAUCGCAAUGUCCGUCCAAGUUUUUGCGAUUUUACAUUCGCAAUACGACGAUUAGCGAUAAGAAUUAUAUACUUGAAGCAUAUUUGAUAUUGUUUCUGAUUUUUUCUCAAAAUUCAUGUAGACUCUCUGAUUUUGAAUCUCGUUGGUGCUACCAUUUGAAGACUGAAUAGGGGAUAAAUAAAAAAGGAAAGAUGAUAAUGGAUUCCGAAAAUUGGCUCUAUCGAUGUGAACUAAUAAAUAAUAAAUCCUCUCAUUUCACGGGUUCUCUGGCAUGUGAAAAGGAACAGUGCUAUUUUGCAAAAUCAUUUUCGCUCGAAUAUCCUCUUUAACAAAUUAUAAUUCCGAUUUGAACUAUUUCUUAAUUAUUGAAUAACGUUAUUAUUCUUAUUAAGAUGAUUAGAGUUCUUAUGAUUAUUCUUCCAAAAAUUUAUUCAACCCUUAGUAUAAUCAAUAUGAUACAUUUGCCAACUACUGUCUCUAUAUUAGAAUGUUUGUAGAUUUAAAAAAAUCACGAUCCAUUCUGCACCGCUGUUUUUUCUCUCAGGACCCUUAAUGUUCCCUGAAAUGGUCGUAUUGUCGACGACAAGUACGAGAAAAAGAAAGAUACAAGUAAUUAUAAAAAAAUAAAUGUGUGUCAAUUUUUAAUGUAUCAUAAAACUUCAUUCUAGUCGAAUAUCGUGAUGAGGAGCCACUUUCAGCAGAAACUGGGUGUCCAUAUACAUUUAUAUAAUACUAUAAUAUUAUUAUGGUUACGUUAUCGACAUACCUCACAGUGAAAAAUAUGGGAAAAAAUUCGAGCCACGUGACGAUUUUAAUCAAAUCAUUAAAAAAAAAUUUCUAUUCAUCUCUAAAAAUGUUAUAUUCAAUAUUUCCAGUGAGAAAAUUAUUAUAACUACCUGUAUAUAUUUUUUAAUUAACCAUGAAACGACUUGCCUCAACAUCAGUGGAAAUUGUUCGAAAAUAACGCAGGACUAUACAAUAUUUUCGGGAGUCUGCAUAGAGUUGACUAGGUGUACUUUUUUUUGGGGUGGCUGAAUACGAAUCCAUCUUUAGAAUCACUGGAAAUAUUAAAUUUAACAUUUUUAAAGAAGAAUAAAAAAAUCAUUGUUAUUAUUUGAUUAAAAUCGUCACGUGACUCGAAUUAUCACCCAUAUUUAUCACUGUGUACCGCCGUUUUAUGGACGACUUUACGUUUCGAAACAAUCGAUCUGAUUGUGAAAAUUGGCUUUACAUUCUGUUAAGAUUUAAUUAAUUAUUUUAGUUUCAUGAAUUCAAAAAUCAGAAAGGGGGAUCCAAUUGUAAAUACACCUUAUACCAAUUUUAUCUUUUGAAAAUUUUUCAAUGAGAUUAUCCUCGAUUUUGUCUAUACUUAGCAAAAUAAUUAAGAAAUCAGAUUACGGGUUUCGAAAUGUGGAUUUUGGUCCGUUCAAGUGUAUACGUCGGAUUUUUCCGAUACCUACGAAUCGAUUUUUCGUGGGAUUGCCUAAGUAUUUAACUAUAUGUGUACAUCUGUAAAGCGAUAAUGAAUAGCGAUACUUCGGGUGCGAUAAUUUCUUGCUUUUGAUAUAUAUUGUAUUCGAAAUGAUAUUUUAUAUUUGUACGCUAUUUUAUUGCAUUGCAGCUCAGCGCGCAAUUUUAUACGCAUGAUUUUACAUGGCGGACAACGCCAAUUAUUGUUAACGAUGGCCGCCGAUGAAAAGAGGCGAAAAACUUUAUUGUAUAAUGCCAAUCGCAUAAAAAAGCAUUGUCGGAUCCAAAGCUUUGCAGUAUUUUGUGAUGUGAUAUUCUUAUUUAGUGUGAUAUUCUUAAUCAUUGGCUCCAAUGGUUAGUUGAUUAUAAACAGUUUCUUUCUUUUAGUAACGAAUAUUAAAUUAAUGGGCUGAAUUUAGGCAACGAAAUUAGGUGGACAUAAAGAGGAAUUUAAAAAAAUUAGAAUUUGCCGGCAUGCGGUUUCGUUGUCUCUGUAUAACUAUCUCAUAUUCUAUACAAUUGUAUAUUAAUUCGGGACUUAUUAUAUUAACAUAAUUAUUAUUAUAUUAUAAAUGUUGUGCCACAAUUUAACGAAACAUUACGUGCCAAACAAAGACAUAAGAUUUUUUGAAGGAUUUUUUCCUUCUUAAAAAAUCAGUCGAGGAUCGUGCACUUGGUGAAAAAAACUCUUUGAAGUUUAUUACAACAAAUAUUAACUAUUCGAGAUUUUAGUAUAUUUAGUUUCUGUUAAAGUGGUUUGAGAAUCAUUUUAAAAAUUGAGAGCAUUUUUCACCAAGAAGCUGGACAGAAGCUAGUUGUUACAAUCUUUUAACUGUUGAAAUUUUGCUGUAGCUCGUAAGUGUCCUGACUUAUACCUUACAUAAACUACAUGAUAAUAUAUUCUAUAUUAAUGUUUCUUAGAUUUAACGUUUUGAGAGAUCUUUUAAAUGAAAUCAUGUUCAAAAUGUCUAGGUAUAGAAGUUUAUUUAAUUGCUUUAAGAUACUUACACAAAUAUUUUUGAAAAUUUAAAUUAUAACGACUUAAUUAAUGUUGUGUGUUAUUUUAUUGCUUUUAUAUUUUUACAAUGAGGAGUGUUGAAAAACAAGUGAUAGGGAAGUUAAUUUAGUUUUGAACGUGAAAUUCAAGUAAAGGAUCUUCGUGAAAGGAACACGUCUUAACAUUAAUACAAUCUAAAUGUGAUAAUAUAUUUGCUAUUUAAAUUACAAUGUAAUGACUAUUACAUAUAAUAUAUUAUAUAGAUAUAUGUAAUGACUAUUACAUUUAUAACACUCUACACACAAACAAAAACAAUUGAAAGGAAAUCUGUGAAUUUUUUAAAGCCUAUAGAUUUUUUACUCAAACUGAAAAAAUGAGAGUCUUCAAUCAAAACUUUUCCUGGUUUAACAAAAAAUAACAAUUUGCU